UCGUGAUUUGCCCACCUCAGCCUCCCAAAUGUUGGGAUUACAGGUGUGAGCCACUGCAUCCAGCCUUUGUUCCUUUGUAAACUGUACCUGGGGAAGGAGUUGGGUCUGGCUGUACCUGGGGAGGGAAUUGGGGAUGGGAGGAUGGGAGGUGAGGCAUCUCCAUCAGACUUCCCCUGCCAAGCCUGAGGAACGUAGAGAAAGGAAGGAGCCUGAGGGAUCUGAAGCACCCAGGGCCCUCCCACUCCAGUCCCCAAAAAAGGGAGAGGGUGGAGCCACCCUCAUCAAGCCCUGGGAGGUGACUUUUGGGAGAGCUGCCUGGAAACAAAAGUGAAACUUAGUGCCCCAGACAAGCAGGGGCAAGCCUGCUAAGGAAGCUGUGGCCAGAAGCACAGAUCAGCUGCCCCAGUCCAGGUCCCCUGCUGAGACUCUCCCCUAAAAGUCAUGGCUGGGCUGAUGCUCCUCACCUUGGGAGGGUGCUCCCUCUGUGUGCUUCCUGCCAUUCCUGGGUUCUGGAACCGUGAGAACUGAACUAAAGGAUGACAGGAGCAAUCUGGAAUUUUGUUCACAGAGCUUUGAUGAACUUUCUAAACACGAUGGCUCUGCUAACAGCCGAAACAUUCAGCUUACAGUUUAACAACAAGCGCCAUGUCAACAAACCUCACUACCCGAGGAAGGCCCUCUUGUGUUACCAGCUGACGCCGCAGAAUGGCUCCACGCCUAUCAGAGGCCACUUAAAAAACAAGAAAAACCAUGCAGAAAUUCGCUUUAUUAACAAGAUCAAGUCCAUGGGACUGGACGAAACCCAGUGCUACCAAGUCACCUGUUACCUCACGUGGAGCCCCUGCCCCUCCUGUGCCCGGGAGCUGGUUGACUUCAUCAAGGCUCACCGCCAUCUGAACCUGCGCAUCUUCGCCUCCCGCCUGUACUACCACUGGCGCCCGCACUAUCAGGAGGGGCUGCUGCUUCUGUGUGGAUCCCAAGUCCCAGUGGAGGUCAUGGGCCUCCCAGAGUUUAGUGACUGCUGGGAAAACUUUGUGGACCACAAGGAACCGCCUUCCUUCAACCCCUCUGAGAAGUUAGAGGAGCUAGAUAAAAACAGCCGAGCCAUAAAGCGACGGCUUGAAAGGAUAAAGGUGAGGAGCUGUCCUGCCCUGCUGCCGACCGCGCCUCCUAGACAUAGGAGCCUGCCGCAGCCCCGCGCCCAUUGCCUGCUUGUCAUCAGUAGGAACACCACCUUCAGAUGCCAUGGAGCACACCGCGACCGCGCCACUGGGACUGGGAGCCCUCAGGGCCUGCACCGCCAGCGCUCCAGCUCUGCGGAGCAACCUUGA
This is a messenger RNA of Cercocebus atys (sooty mangabey), 1331 nucleotides long. RefSeq names its product apolipoprotein B mRNA editing enzyme, catalytic polypeptide-like 3H (gene APOBEC3H). Gene Ontology annotation, biological process: negative regulation of single stranded viral RNA replication via double stranded DNA intermediate; defense response to virus; DNA cytosine deamination. Gene Ontology annotation, molecular function: cytidine deaminase activity; zinc ion binding; RNA binding. Gene Ontology annotation, cellular component: P-body; nucleus; cytoplasm. The coding region runs from base 537 to 1331 and encodes 264 amino acids. The record is from RefSeq and is a predicted model, not a curated record. NCBI's taxonomy places the organism in Eukaryota, Metazoa, Chordata, Mammalia, Primates, Cercopithecidae. The transcript is spliced from 6 exons.